CCGGAAGUAGAUUCAUGCCGAAGAUACGCUUGAGAAAAUGUACUCCUGAAUAGCUGUCAAGAAUAACACCUAUAAACAUCUACAAGGCAGACAAGGGAACUGUUACUAGAUACGGCUUCGACGAGUUCAUAAAGUUGGAUCUGACAUCUGGGUCGCAGUGAUGGAGGGUCAGGAUAAUGCAGAUCAGGGCAGCAGUGAUCAGUCAGAAACACAACGCCGGAGACAGCUGGACCGUCUGGACAGAGAAGAGGCCUUCUACCAGUUUGUCAACAAUCUCAGCGAGGAAGACUACAGGCUCAUGAGAGAUAACAAUCUGCUUGGCACGCCUGGUGAAAUUACAGCAGAUGAACUGUUGAGCCGCCUUCGACAGGUCAAGGAUGGCCCUGAGUCUCCCAGCAAUGGCACUACUGAGGAAAGAAGGGAGGGGCCUGGUGCAACAGAGGUGGAGGGCACUGAAGAAAAUCCCAGCGGUGAGACCCUUCUUGACUGGCUCAACACAGUACGACAGACGGGGAAUACAACAAGGAGCGGUUACCGGGGUAACCAGUCAUGGAGGGCUGUGAGCCAAACCAAUCCCAACAGUGGUGAUUUCCGUUUCAGCUUGGAGAUCAAUGUCAAUCGCAAUAUAGCUGAACAGCAAACGCAGACAGAAAGGCUGGAAGGGGGCCAGGAAAGAGCAGAUGGCCCCGUGUCUGAGCCGGAAAGUCUUAUGGAGACUGCAGAGGUGGUUGAGGAACCAGUGGUAGACGAGCUGGCUGUUAUAGUAGAGCCAGAGCUGGAAGUUCCCAACACCCUGUCUCUAAAUGGGGAAGUUAAUGCUCCAGAUCCACCAACUCCUCCCACCUUGUCUCCCCCAACCUUGCCUACAGUGGAGCAACCACGUAGGGGUCAAAUAAGGGCUCGCAGUAGAAGCCCAGAGCAGCGACGGACAAGGGCUCGUACUGCAAGAGGACGUUCACCACUCAACCUUGAAAGAUUGGAUGGACUUCCGCCUACUCAGCAUGGUAUACCUUCUCGCCAUCCAGACAUCCUGCCUGAGCCCCAGGUAGAGGGAAGCUCAAGGACUCGGCAAUUGUUUUUGUCUAGGCAGAGCACCGUGGAUAUGGAUACUCAAGAGUUGGGAGCAGCACCUGAGUUACCUGGAACACCACAGGAAAGAGAGACAAAUGCUGGGGAAGCAGGAGCUUCAGGUCGUCGUCCUCCAACCAUAAUGCUGGAUUUGCAGGUACGUAGGGUGCGUCCCGGAGAGUACCGCCAGAGAGACAGCAUUGCUAACCGUACAAGGUCUCGUUCUCAGACCUCCAAUAACACUUUAUUAUACGAGACUGAGCGCGGGGGUUUCCGUCGGACUUUCUCCCGCUCUGAGCGGGCUGGAGUGAGAACAUACGUCAGCACUAUCCGGAUUCCCAUUCGGAGGAUCUCAGAUGCUGGACUUGGUGAAGCCACUUCUUUGGCUCUGCAGUCUAUGAUUCGUCAAAUCAUGACUGGCUUCGGUGAACUUAGCUACUUUAUGGACUCGGACUAUCCAGACUCGAACCGUGAAGACAGCCCACCAGCAGACCUUACCGAUGCACUGGGAAACCCCGAUGCUUCUCCUGAAACUGCUGCAAGUGAAGCGGAUUCCCAUCUUCCUGGGAAUGGAGUCUCGAACCAGGGUGGUUUAGAGGCACGGACAGAGGAAAGGGAAGCGGAAGGUGGACUUCCCGGUGCUGCUGGUCCUCGGGAGAACCGAGGCAGACAACGGGCUCCCAUCAGCCUGGAUGAAACUGGAUCUCUGCCCUUUCUGCGGCUUGCACACUUCUUCUUGCUCAACGAGGAAGAUGAUGACCAGCCCAGAGGUCUCACCAAAGAGCAGAUUGACAACCUAUCCAUGCGAAACUUUGGUGAAAGCGAUGCACUCAAAACCUGCAGUGUCUGCAUUACGGAGUAUGCUGAAGGCAACAAAUUGCGAAAGCUGCCCUGCUCUCACGAGUACCAUGUGCACUGUAUCGACCGCUGGCUUUCAGAGAACUCAACCUGCCCUAUUUGCCGCAGAGCGGUUCUUGUUUCCACUAACCGCGAGAGUGUUGUCUAGCCCGAAUUGGUUUUGUGGCACUCUCGACAGGUUUAAUGUCUCUUUUCCUCUCUUCCUUUUACAUUUAUUACUUAGUCAUAUGAGGACUCUUACUGAGAUUUUUCCAUACAUCCUAUAUGAAGUCAUUAAGUUUUAUCAGAUUUGCUGGUGCCAAGAUUUUUCCCCACGAACUAUACAUCAAUGUAUUUUGACCCAUCUUACAAUAAAUAUUGGUGCAAGACACAACCGAGCAAGACCGUGCUGCAAUCCCUUAUCUUUUACUUCAAUUGAAGAGCAACAUUUGACAAAAUCAUUGGAGGAGGGGCAAUGUAGUGAGGUGUACUAGAAGGAGAGAUUUGAGUUGUACUUUUAAGCAAGUAUUAUCAGAUCAUUACAAAGAUUGUGUUUUAAUAAAUGUUAAUGAUUUGAUAAUAUUGUAGAGCAAGGAUCAAGAAUAGUGCAAUCUGCUCAGCAUUCACAAAUACAUUUCAAUUGGGAAAAAAAAUGCAUUGAAACUGUCACACUGUGCUGCAUCUGAUCUUAUUUUGGUUUCACAGUGUCGGUAUGAAAGCAUAGUAUGUGUUGUCCCAAUUGCAGCAGUAUCAUAAAUGAUUAAAUAGUAGGAAAUUCGUGGAAUAGUCCUUAAUGAAUUUGUCAUCCUUUAUAGAAUAGGUUUUGAUUUGGUGUUUGAAAGUGUUCUGCAAUACUGGUUUUGAAAACCAUAUGGUCAGACACUUUUUUUUAUUUUUAUUAAACAAACAAAAAAGGCUGUAAAUAUGCUGUGUUGCCGCAUCAGGUUGUAUUUCCGCCUGUCUUCCCAAUUGACGAUAAUGCAUCAGUUAGCUGACUCAAACAUGUUUCAAAUAUCUUAAGAAAUAAACUUGGCUGCAUAUAGGUGAUGUUGUGCAAUGCUAAUAAGGAAAAUGUAAAGGAAGUUUUGACAAAUUGACUUGUAUGUUGUAGUCUGUAAAUAUUAACAUUUAAAAUGAAGACUUAAAUGGAAGUUUUUCUAACAGUUCUGUACAUUGAGAAUAGCACCAUUUAUCUUACUCUGAGGAGGAAAUUAUUUUUCUCAUUAUGUAAUGGUUGGUUUAUAUGGGAGCUGAGGUUCUUUAUUCCCGCGCGAGUAAAAAAUGCAGUGUUAUUUAGAAACAAUAGAUGUUGUUUCCUUUGUUUCUGUUUUGACUUGGAAGAAGAACCCCAAGCAAAAUGUUCUCAACCAUGAGUGACAUCAACAUUUCAUGUAUCGUAAGCAAGCCAACCAUGCAUUCAGUUCCGAGGUCAUGUAUUAUAAGAGCGAGUUACUCAAUAGAAUUUCUUAAUUUUCUCAGCAUAUUUAUAGGUUAUAUUUUGAGUCAAUAUUUUGACUAGCUUCCAGUUUGCUGUGUUUGAAAUGAAUAAAAUGAUUUCCUCACCUGACCAUUUCUCUGUGGCCUCACCAGUGUCCCAUCAUGUCGAAGAAACGUAAAGUGAAUCAUGCAGCCCUGCUAUCGAGGAAUCGAAUUUAGCAAUACUUUCCCUGGAAAAUCUCAAAAACGUGAUGCUGUGAGAAUAAAAUAAAUAUAUGCACGCACACGUAUAUGUUCUGGUUUGUAUUUUAAUGAAUAAUUAAAAUAUUCCAGAAAUGUUCAAUAUUAUUUUGGGUUACAUUUGGAUUAUUUAGGUGACAUUUGCUUGUAACCACACCAGUGCUUACUGCACAGAUGUUGCACACUUUCUGCUAUACAACAUAAUGAUCGGUUUGUUCUGGCUUCAUCAAGCCAUAAUGUUAUUUGUAUAUUACAAUAAAAAGUGUACAGCAACAA
This is a messenger RNA of Pimephales promelas (fathead minnow), 3858 nucleotides long. The record is from RefSeq and is a predicted model, not a curated record. Lineage: Eukaryota; Metazoa; Chordata; Actinopteri; Cypriniformes; Leuciscidae.